This is a messenger RNA of Quercus robur (English oak), 1095 nucleotides long. Its product is annotated as zinc finger A20 and AN1 domain-containing stress-associated protein 3. Gene Ontology annotation, molecular function: zinc ion binding; DNA binding. Lineage: Eukaryota; Viridiplantae; Streptophyta; Magnoliopsida; Fagales; Fagaceae. The record is from RefSeq and is a predicted model, not a curated record. The coding region runs from base 280 to 783 and encodes 167 amino acids. The transcript has 2 exons.
GAGAGAAAGAAAAGAAAAGAAAAGGAAAGAAAGAAAGAGAGAGAAGGUGUGUGGAAUUUUCUUUAGAGGACCAAGGAAUCUCCUCAAGGAGCGUCUGCUAGGAGGUGCUUUUCUUUUUUCCCUUCAUAUCUUUUCCCCUCUGAAGAGAGAGAUUCCCUUGGUUUUCCUUUUCCCUUCUUCUUUCUCUUGACUUCUUUCCCAAACAUCUAUUGUUUUUUCCUUCUAUAUCUACAUCUACAUCCCGAUAAUUCAGAUCUAAAUCAAAAAACAAACAGAAAAAUGGCGGAAGAGCAUCGAUGCCAAGCACCAAAGCUAUGCGCGAACAACUGUGGAUUUUUCGGGAGUCCGGCGACGCAAAAUCUCUGUUCCAAAUGUUACCGAGAUUUGCAGCUCACGGAGCAGCAAUCCUCUUCGGCUAAGCUCGCUCUCAACCAAUCCCUCGUCGCCACGUCGUCGUCGUCAUCCUCAUCAUCAACAGCCGACGUUACUAUAUCUUCCUCACCUCCGUCUCCUCCUCCGGUUUUCGUCGUUAAAGAGACCGAAUCGAAGCCGGAUGAGUCGGUUACGGUUACUACGGCGGCGGUGGCGGUGGCGAACAGGUGCUUGACGUGCAGGAGGCGCGUGGGGCUCACGGGGUUCAAGUGCAAGUGCGGAAUGACGUUCUGCGGGACCCACAGGUACCCGGAGCACCACGGUUGCACCUUCGAUUUCAAAGAGAUGGGAAGAGAGCAGAUCGCCAAAGCCAAUCCCGUCGUCAAGGCCGAGAAGCUCGACAAGAUCUGAGAUCAGAUCUCUCAUCACCGUCAAAUGGGGGGUAAUUUGGUAAUUUCAAGUUUGACCCCGCCAGCUCUCUAUUUCUUUGUGAUAAAAAAAAAAAAAAAGUCCCCGCGGGGUUGUUAAAAAAAAAAUUGGAAUGGGUCAUGGGUGUUAGUUUGCGGGCCGCCCGGGUGAGUGGGUGGGUGGGUGGGGCAUGAUGAUGGGUCAGGGGUUGUGCAUAUUGUUGUUGUUGCUGUUAUUUCUUAUUUAAGUCCUUGUUGUUGUCAUUUAAUGCGUGUACAUUUCUAAUAAUUAUAGCUAUUAUUUUUAACUUUUUCA